AUGACGACCAUUAGCAAGCGAAGAAAGUUUGUGGCCGACGGCGUAUUCUUCGCGGAACUCUCGGAGUUCUUCACCCGUGAACUUGCCGAAGAGGGUUACUCUGGAUGUGAAGUUCGAGUCACUCACGCUCGAACCGAGGUCAUCAUCCGUGCGACCCACACUCAAGAGGUUCUUGGCCAGAAGGGUCGUCGAAUCCGUGAAUUGACCAGUCUCGUACAAAAGCGAUUCAAAUUCCCUGAAGGAAGUGUUGAGCUCUACGCCGAAAAGGUUCAACAGCGUGGGCUAUGCGCCGUCGCUCAAUGCGAAUCUCUUCGAUACAAGUUGCUCGGUGGUCUUGCUGUCCGUCGUGCUUGCUACGGUGUUCUCCGAUUCAUCAUGGAAUCGAACGCCAAGGGAUGUGAGGUCGUCGUCUCCGGAAAGUUGCGAGCUGCCCGAGCAAAAUCCAUGAAAUUCACCGACGGAUUCAUGAUUCACUCCGGUCAACCCAGCGUCGAGUUCGUCGACCAGGCCGUCCGACACGUCCUCCUCCGACAGGGUGUCCUCGGUAUCAAAGUCAAGAUCAUGCGAGGUAAUGACACUGAAGGCCGCGGUGGCGCCCCACCUAAACCCUUGCCCGACAUGGUCACCAUCUUCGAACCCAAGGAGGAAGUCAUCGUUCAGAUGCCUGUCUCAGAAAACUCCCGACCUGCGGAGAUCAACCCCUCAUUUGGUGAAGGUGGAUUGGAGGCUGUCCCUGAGAACCAGGAACCUCAAGUCGCUCCUGCAGAACCUGAAGCCGAAGACUUGGGUGGUUAUUAA
This is a messenger RNA of Puccinia triticina, 798 nucleotides long. RefSeq lists its product as uncharacterized. The record is from RefSeq and is a predicted model, not a curated record. The transcript is spliced from 3 exons. The coding region runs from base 1 to 798 and encodes 265 amino acids. Gene Ontology annotation, biological process: translation. Gene Ontology annotation, molecular function: RNA binding; structural constituent of ribosome. Gene Ontology annotation, cellular component: nucleus; cytosolic small ribosomal subunit. Lineage: Eukaryota; Fungi; Basidiomycota; Pucciniomycetes; Pucciniales; Pucciniaceae.